AGCCAAUGUUUCUCGUACUUUCUCGAUGUUUGUGCAUAACGUGAAACGCAUGGUGUGCAGCAUUUACGAGCUGCGAAAAAAAAUUAAAAAUCAAAAACAAUGAUUAUUCCUGUGCGUUGCUUUACGUGCGGCAAAGUAAUUGGUAACAAAUGGGAGGCAUAUCUCGGACUUCUUCAGGCAGAAUACACGGAAGGAGAUGCUUUGGAUGCGCUUGGUCUCAAAAGAUAUUGUUGCCGCAGGAUGCUACUUGGACAUGUGGAUCUAAUUGAAAAGUUACUUAACUAUGCACCACUAGAGAAAUAACUUAUAUCUCUAUUUCUUGAAGAUAUUUCUUGAAGAAAUACAUCUUGAAAAUACAUCAAAUUCAUGUAAGUCUUUAAUAAGACAUUUAAAUUUAGAUUAGAAACUAAAAUAGUUUCUAAUCUCCUUCUCUCUCAAAAUCUUAUUAUAAUUAUGUAAU
Molecule: messenger RNA, 460 nt
Organism: Camponotus floridanus (Florida carpenter ant)
Lineage: Eukaryota; Metazoa; Arthropoda; Insecta; Hymenoptera; Formicidae
Gene: Rpb10
Product: DNA-directed RNA polymerases I, II, and III subunit RPABC5
Exons: 2
Coding region: 100-303 (67 amino acids)
Biological process (GO): transcription by RNA polymerase I; tRNA transcription by RNA polymerase III; transcription by RNA polymerase II
Cellular component (GO): RNA polymerase II, core complex; RNA polymerase III complex; RNA polymerase I complex
Molecular function (GO): zinc ion binding; DNA binding; DNA-directed RNA polymerase activity
Source: RefSeq, a predicted model, not a curated record